CGCGCGUUUUCGCUUGUUUUCUUUCGUACGCUGCCCCACCUUUGUUUCAUUAUGAAUUGUUUUUAUUUAAAUUUUGUAACUAAAUUCAACUUUAAUUUGGAUUUAUAGACGUUACGUUUAAAUUUGGACAUGCUUUCUGUUAUGAUACGCCGGAAUACCUGCUUGUUUGCAUAGGUGUAGGGCAGGUGAGGAUCGUUUAAAAGUGAAAUGAAUAUUGUGCCGAGUUAGUGGAAAUGGAGUGCUCUAAGGAUAUGGGGGUGCAGAAGAGACACAGCCAGUUCAGUGACACCAAGUACAAGUGGAGGACGGUGCUGGUGUUGUGUUGGUGUAUGAGUGUGUGUUGUGGACAGGAGUUGCGGGACACUGACCCGUGGUUGUUGAACAGGAGUGCAGGGUUGACCGAGCUAGAAGGUGGGGUGGUUGCGGGGAGAGUAGUGUGGAAGGCUGAGGGUAGCCCGUAUCUGCUGAGGGAUGAUCUGUUGGUGGAGAGCGCUGCAGAGCUGGUGGUGGAGCCAGGAGUCGAAGUGCGGUUCGCGCCAAUGAUCGGCGUCACCGUGCGGGGGAAGCUAAUAGCUGUGGGUCACCAUGAGAAGAGCAUCACAUUCACAAGUACGGAGGAGCCCGUGCGACCGGUCAAGCCAGUGCCCGACAUCAGGCUGGUGGACGGUCCGACGAUCCUUGCAGGCAGGGUACAGUUGCUGCACAGAGGGCAGUGGAGAUCCGUUUGCACUAACUCUAGAAAUUGGACAAUCAACGACAUGGAAACGGCGUGUAGACAGCUGGGCUUCAUGGGUGGGUCGUUCUACAACUGGAUGGACCGCCAGCCAGGGCGAAAGGCCCGGCUACUCUUCGAGGAGCCACGGUGCAGAGGAACCGAAGACGACCUCUUCCAAUGCGACUGGAACUCACGACAACUCGGCUCCGGCGUCUGCGAUUACCACCCCGACUUAGCCAUCCAAUGCUCCCCGCACCACGACGGCAGAAGUACCGAGCGUCACUGGAGAGGCAUCCGAUUCGAAAAUGCCGUCUACGAGAGAAUUCUAACUGCAGUCAAUACCUUGUACGUACCAACAUCCAUGUCAAGACUCGAACACGUCGUAAUAAAGAACGCCGGCCUAGGACGAGACAAUAAUGCCACCAGCGCUGUAGACGUAAUAGGUGUACCACCCGUUAUGGAAGACAUAGAAAUUGCCAACUCCGCAUUCAAUGCUAUAAACGUGACGUCACCCAACGCUCCCAUAGUCAUUAACAACUGCACAAUACAAAACAAUAGAGGGUACGGUGUAUAUGUGAAUUCUACGUACGGCAUGACCAAGAUUGAGAAUUGUCUGAUCCAUGACAACGGGGGCGAUGGCGUCAAAUAUGUAGUUCACGAGAUGAGUGUCGAUGAAAAAUUCGAUAGAAGCGAAGUAUUUGAUCUGUGUACUCUAGCGUCUACACCUAGUCAAACUUUUCCAAUUCAAAUGUCAAUCGAACAAUCCAGGUAUUCUAACAUGGAGAGAGAUUGCAGUCAGAAAUUUUAUACGCGAUCUGAUCACGUACUAACCUUGAGCUUUUUGAAACUGUUGACCAAUCAUAAUGAUACUGGAGAGAUUUUCGUUUACGACGGUCUCACUGUGGCCGAUAAACUGCUAAUGUCGUUUAGCAUAAGAAAUCUGACUAGACCACAAAGUGUUACCUCUACAAGAAGUCGAAUGUACGUGAGGUUUCGAGCCAAUACGAGAACAGACAUAACAGGAUUUUUACGAUUAACCUCAGGGGUCAGCAAAACCUAUGAUUUAAACGUGACCGACAGUAUUAUUUCCGACAAUAACGGUAGAGGCGUUGUUAUUGAAAAUCUGAGAUCUCAAGUUCAUAUACACCGAAGUUCAAUUUCUAAUAAUAAUCAUGUUGCUGGUCUGCAAGUUGUAAACGGAGCGGGAGACGUUAAUGUCACAGAGAGUAGAAUAUCGUUCAAUCAAGGAGAUGGUAUCAAUAUCACCGUCACUGGAGGGAACAGGAACAUAUCAAGAAGUAUUCUUAGUUCUAACCAAGGCUACGGUAUUGCAGUAUGGAUAAACAAUACUCAAGAAACUGAAUACAUUCCUUUAAAUCAAACCACUGUGGUUGAAUAUUCCGAAAUAUUUAAAAAUCUCGAAAUAGGGAUUUUGCAUGGUAAUUACUGUGGAGACAGCUGGGUAAACAUCACCGGAAAUUGGUUCAAUACUAGUAUGGAAAGCACAAUAGACAUAUCAACGUGUUGGCGGUACAAUAGUCCGGUAAAGCUGCUCAAUUUACAAAUAGGACACAAUAGAUUCUACCAAAAUCGAAAAGUUCCAUUAAAAAUUCAACCUGCUUUAAAUGUAGUGGGAAGAAUAGAAUACAACUAUUUUGAACACGGGGACUAUGGUGCAAUAGUUAUAAUGAAUAGAAUAGAAGGAAAGUACAUAGAAGAAUUUGAGAUACUGCCAGCUAGAUUCCAUAUACAACAUAACUAUUUCUAUAGUAACAAAGGUCCGUUUGUUGUAAAUCUUGGUUUAUCGCCUUACAGUGAUCUCCAGUACAUACUAUUCUCAAGGAAUUACUUAAGAGACAAUAAAAUUAGAGAACCAUAUGAACCAAUAGAAGGUGUGUCGUCAAGACUAGCUCCAAGAAGUAGAGUCGCGGCUACAAUUGUACUAGCAUCAAGUAACAUUGAUGUAUUUAGAAACAUCAUUAAUAAUCCUGAGGCACAGUACGAAAUAGGUUCGCAUGUGGAAGAUCAAAGCAAAAUUCUCAAUUGUACAUACAACUGGCUUGGAUUUGGUGAAGAAGAAAAGAUUUACAACCGACUGUUUCAUAGAAAAGACAGAUACAACUUAGCUAAAAUCAUUUAUAUGCCAUACUUGUUGCACAGCAGUAACCCUGGCGCUACACAAAUCAAUUACAAUUCACUGUACGUUCCGCAAUUUAAUGUACCCGGUACAUUCAUCGUCGGUGGAGAGGUAGAGGGAAUAGAAAUACUCAGACAAGGCGAAUAUGAUGUCGAUAAGGAUAUAAACAUACGUCCCGGUGGCAAACUUGUGUUACAACCAGGAGUAACUUUAAGAUUCCCUCCGUCAAUAGGCAUGAUGAUUGCAGGAAAAUUAGACGCCAGAGGAAAACGGCCCAAUGACAUCACUUUUACGCUUAAAGAAGAGUUAGUGAUGACAAACGAUAGCUUUUAUGAGACUGACGCUGACGUAGAUCCUACUACACCUGGGUAUGUUGAACCCAUUGUUCCUAUAAGACUUUUGGGAGGGAGAACGCAGCAGGAAGGAAGAUUACAAGUAAGAGUAGAUGGUAGAUGGGGCACUGUAUGUAAUUACAGAUGGAACAUUAUCAACGCAGCUUUGGUUUGCCAUCAGCUCGGCCUAGCUUUAAACCCAGAUGACUGGUUCUUAGAACCGAGUGAGAUUCCAACUGCAGGCAUGACAGAAGACAUCAUCCUAUCCAACGUUGAAUGUACAGAAUUCGACAAUGACAUUACUAAAUGCAAAGCUGAGACUAUAGAGAACUUUGAGAAAUCUUGCACACAUGAAAAUGACGUUGGUAUAAGAUGUUAUGAAACCAGUUGGGCUGGAAUGAGGUUCAGUGUUAUUGCUGAAAGAACUGAUUUACAGUACGUAACCGUUGAAAAGGCUGGACUUUUAGAUUACUCAUCGAAUGUCUUCAAACCAGCACUGCAAAUAGACUUCGCUCGACAUAGUUUAGAAAGCGUAAAAAUUUCAAACAAUUACCAUGAUGGUUUAGGCAUCUUAUAUUCCGAUUUAUAUGGAGCCGAUGCUGUGAAUACAGUCAGAAAUUCAGAAUUUAGUAACAAUAAAGGAAGUGGUAUUAGCUUUAAGCAACUAGGUCUCAAAGUUUACGGUUCAGUGAUAGAAAAUAACGAAAUAGCAGGCAUUUCUCAUAACCCUCAUCUAACUGGCCAGCAACAAAGAGAAAUAGCUGGAUGGUUCAAUUUAGACCCUGGUUUCAAUAUGGAUGAAUCAAAUUAUCACCCUAUAAUGAUCCCUGAAUAUGAAACCGACAUAAGCUUAGUAAAUGGUGAAACAAGACACCUUGUGUUUACAAAACAUUACGGAGAAAAUAUUGCCAAAUCUUAUAACAUCAAAUGUAACCCUGGAUAUGUUCUUGGACUUCAAUUACUAAACCCUAUUCAUAACUUUUCUACUGAGAGUAUCUGCAUUUAUGAUUCUCAAAAUAUAAAUGAAGGAAGCACAAAAUGGUGCCUCGAUCGGGACUUGGCAACUUUUCCAACUACCAGUAACAGUUUUGGUGUGGUUUUAACUUAUGAGAGUGGUAAUGUGGCAUUGGGAGGUGUUGUGCUAGUUGUGAGUUCAAUACUAGCGCCAGUACAGAAUUUAAGGAACAGAAUAGUCAAAGGACCAGUGCCCACUUUACAAGUUGCUAACUCCAAAAUAAAAGGUAACACCAAAGGCGUAAAAGCUUUGUAUUACAAUAGAUAUUUGAAUGAACUCGGUGACCAUUUCUUGCGGAAAGCCAACGAAAGUAUAAAAAUAUUCAAUUGUGAAAUAGCACAUAAUAAAGAAGAAGCAAUUUAUGUUAACACGCCUUUCUGGGAUAUCCAUGAAAGUAAUAUUACUGAGAUAACAAUAAUGGUAAACAGCAGUUUGAUUACUGAUAACGGUAGAGGAAUUUACCACUUCGCGAGGGAUUUAAGAAGUUCGAACAACUUGUAUCACUACAUACUUCAAGACAAUACUGUGGAAAGAAACAAAAAUGGUGGAUUUGAUGUUAGUUUGCCUUACGUGUGGCAAUAUAAUGAGAACUUUACACAUUCAGUGUUCAUGUACAACAACACCUGGAGAAGUAACCAGAACUUCGGUCUAGUCAUUGACGGGCAUUUCGCUGAAGUCAAUAUAACCAAAAAUAUAUUUACUGAUAACAAUUGUAAGACUGGUUUAGUAUCGAUUAGAGGGAUGGAGAAGAAAAUGAAAGUAGAUGGUAAUUUUAUUGAGAGAAAUAAUGGUCAAUACAUGGUAGAAUUCUACAUGGACAGUCAGAGUGAAAUCAUGGGACUUAUUUAUGCGGUAUUCGUUUACAAUCAAGUGAAAAAUAACAGGUACACGGCCCAAAUGAACCGUGGUGCUUUGUUUAGAAACGUUGAUCCUACUUAUGUCAUAGGAUUCAAAGGAAUUCAAAAAGUUAAAGUAAGCAGAAACAUAUUCGGCCUGAAUGGAUUGCAGUAUACAUUAUUGGCUGGUAUAAAAACUGCAAAGAUUGAAAAUUUACUAGAUGUAACUGAAAAUUGGUGGGGCAGUGCUGAUGAAAAAGAAAUCAAACGACAAAUUUUCGACUUCGACGAUUGGAACAACCACGCUAUUGCUUCAUACUUGCCGUAUUUAGUCGCAGAAAGUUUUGAUGCUAGCGUAUCUGUAUCAUUUAGUACUGACAUAGCUAUGGAUGUAAAUGAACUAGGCGGACGGUUGAAGCAUGACCUUGUCAUUGAGGCUCGUAUUGCUCCUUACAUAGUGAAAUCAGAUAUCACAGUAAUGCCGAACGUAACUCUCACCAUCAACCCCGGAGUCAUACUAGAGUUUGCUCCAAAUGUUGGAAUACUCGUAAUGGGAACACUUCACGCUAUUGGUCAUAGUCAAUUGCCAAUAUUCAUGAAGCCAAUCGCCUCAGCAGCUAAUAUUGAAACUAACCGAAUUAGUAAAAGAGAUGUCGGUCAAUAUUCAGGCAGCCAUCACAAGUACAGACGACAGUUAGAAAAUUUGAUCGUACAAGAAUCUAUCAGAUUAUGCUCUGGAAGAAACUGCUCAAUUAAUGAUAACAUGGCUGAGAAAACGAACGAAGGAUUUUUAGAGUAUUAUAACAGGACUACCUUACAAUGGGUACCAAUGUGCGAUAAUCGGUUCACAGAAAGAAAUGCUCAAGUUGUGUGUCGCGAACUUGGGUUUGAUCCGAUAAACGUGUUUUUCGCUCACGACAGGCGAGUGGAGUAUCACAGUAAUUCAUUAUCUCGAAUUUGGUCAUGGCCUGAACCUUUGCAAUGUGUUGGAACUGAAGACCGAUACGAGGACUGUCCAAUAAGACUUAAUGGACAACUUUACGGCCACCGACACGAAUGUAAAUGGGACUCAGAAUUUGUCUUCAUUCACUGUGGCAUGAGAAAUUUAGAAGAAAAUCUGGACUAUUGGGGAGGAAUCAGAUUUGCCAACCCUGAAUUUGAAUAUUCUCUUUAUGAACAUAGGAUUCACGAUCAUCAUACUCACGACACAAUGAAAAAAGUGGAGAGUAUAAUUGAGCACGUUCAAAUCGUGGGAGCUGGGUUACUUCAUAAUGAAAAAUCGCCAGCCAUUCAAAGUAUUGUGAAGAAUCCUAGAAUUCAGAAUGUUAACAUUAGUAAAUGCGCUCAUCACGGUAUCAAUUUGAUAUCCCCUACGGAUACUAUAAGCAUGAUGUUUAAUUCCGUCAACGACAUUCUUGGUGAAGGAGUAAGUGCUAUAUCCUUAACAGGAGAAGGUAGAGAAUCUGAAGAAUCCAGUUUUACUCCAUUAAAAGAUCUGAAUCUUCCAUAUCAUCUGUUUUCGCUAAUCGAUAUCUGCGAUAGUAGUAAAGUCGUUGUGGUUGAAGAGAGAGUGCUUCUUUACUACAAGUAUGACAACAAUCCUGUCAACUGCGUAAAGAUUUUCAAGAGCAUGUACAGAGUAAAGCCGUUUGGAUUCAGAUUGCUUCAGUACAACUUGUUCAAUCAUACGCAGAACUACGGAAAGCGGGAUUCACUCAGCCUGUACGACGGUGAUAUCUACAAUAUCACAGCACCAAUGAUUGGGUAUUUGGAAAACGGAUCCCCAGAUGAGAAGAAACUCUUUAGAACUCAAGGCGCCAGUUUGAGUGUGAAGUUGUUUGCAAACGGAGCAUCCGCAGUUCAUGGAUUUAUUGCUGAAAUCGUCACGUUGCCGAUAUCUGCUAUUGGAUUCAAUCGAGACGUCCAGCACAAUAUAUCGAACAGCGAGUUCCACAAUAACAGAGACGGCGCUAUAUCAUACCAGUCUGUUGGAGAAGUGAAUCCUCUGGUAGCCAUCAUAAGGAACGAAAUUGACGGCAACUGCCUCAAAUUGUACGGGAACUUUACUUCCUGCCAGUCAGCUGUCAGGAUUGAUGUGCAGAAUACUCAAACAUUGGUGUUCAGGAAUAAUUUAGUUCGCAACAAUGUUGGCGGUUUAUCAGUGAGAGCAGACUCUAGAGGUUCAGCUACUUCUUUACGGGGAUGGAUUCACAACAACUUGUUCUAUGGGAACCAUGACUUGCCUUGCUUAAUGGUGGAAGGCCGUCAAUCCUCACCGUACCAAGAAGUGACGAUCUACCGCAACUACUUCACGCGCCACCGCGCUCAGUACAAGGACGUCAUAGUGUUAAACCAGGUCGUCUCCAACUUCACAUACAACUAUGUUCAUGAUAACACCGGCAUGAGGAUCCUGGAAGUCUCCGGGUUUGAUAAAGUCAGGCUACCCAUCUAUCAGACGACUUCGCAUAACGGUUUCUACAAAAAUUACGCCUUAGAUCGGGAAGGACGAGCUACUGUCGUAGCAGGGACGGCUGGACAGCACUAUGUGGACAAUAUCUUCUUCAAUCCGGACAAUGAUUACGAAAUGAUCACUGUCAAUCGAUCUAUCUUUGUUGACUAUAAUCCAAAUUUCGUGAGCUCUUUGGAACUAUGGCGUACAAAAAUCGAUGCGAAACACAACUAUUGGAGUUACAACGAGAGUCUGGCAGUCGCUGGUCGCAUUCGGGAUCAGUCUGAUAACCCUCUGUUGUUGGAAGUGGACUAUCGGCCGUAUUAUAUGAACAACUUGACCGUGCUUGGAGGGGGGAAGUGUCCCCCUGGAUGGGACCACGUUGCGGGUACCUGCUAUAUGUAUGUUGGAGCCCCGAUGACUUAUGAAGAGGCUCGGACGUUCUGUCUGUCUGACAACGCCUCCAUGCCCUACGUCUCCGGCAACUACGCAGCUCUGUACCAGUUCAUCCAGCGCCAGAACGAGUGGUUCCAAUACGGAGACAGAGUCUGGGUCAACCAUAUUGAUUACGUCACCCAAUGUACUUCCUUCGCCUUCUCUACGGUCGAGAUCACCGACUGCAACCAGAAGAAUCCGUUUAUUUGUGAAAUUGAUCCCAAGAUCACGAUUGACCCGCUAUCGUGGCGUGGAGACAUCCUUGCGGUGGCGUUCAUAGGCAUCCUGGCUGCGGCCGUGCUGCUUGUUGGCGCUGCCCUCAUCUGCUGGUACUCCAAGUCUAAGCACAGACAUCUCCAGCGACUGGAACGAAGGAACUCGAUCAGACAGUCCUUGCAUUCAGUCCGGUCCAUUGGCAGCAUAAACGGAGGCUUUCCGGAUACAGCAUACAGGAGAAAGCUGGCGCAAAUGAGUACGCGAUCAACCGAAACUCUGACCAAAGGUUCCGAUUACAAGAAGAUGUUGGCAUCGACGACGUCCAUGGAAUCUAUGGAGAAGAGUCAGUUCAACUCUUCAAUGGAGGACAAUCAGAGCUUCGACAUUUACGAAGCCCACAACCCUAAUGCUAACGUGAUGCCGCUCAAACACAGUACCUUUAUGAAGAAGCCUGUUACCCCAGAAUACUCCGUACCCCAGAAUAAUAACAAGCCCUUCAGCUUAGCAUAUAGGAAUGAGGGUUAUAGAGACAAUUCUGGCCCAGCCAGUGGAGCUCCAUCAAUGAACACAGUCACGACCGAAGAACUCCCAAUAAUUCACCAUCCAGGAGGCCUACAAUCCCCCCAAGACGACGACACUCUAUCUCCCACAAGCGACCAGUACUACAACUCAGACACUUUACCCUUAAGAGGAUUAGACAAAGACGACACUACAGCGCUGAAGAGGGAGUUAGAAAGAGAAGGCAAGAUAUAUGGCUAUGGCGAGCCAAGUUUUGGCGGGCAGCCGAAACUGUCGUUCCUGAUGGAGUUAAGGUCGAAAAUGCCGGAGCAGCCGCAACCAGGGGCCGUGCCGACGACGACGUUUGGGCAGAGGAGGAACAUUGCUGAUCAACAGCAGUACUACGAAGACAACUUGCCUUCGCCGCCUCAUCCGCCGAUCUACUCGAACUAUGAUUCUCCUUCCGAACACAUUCCUAGUUACGACUCCAGUCCACAAGAUCUAUCCCGGUCUUUCGACGACUCGCCGACUCCAGAGUUUCAUGGGAGAUCGAAAUCUGAAGCGCUUUUAGAAACGAACUUUGACUUCGAAGACAGCGAAUCGAGUCCCAUACCGCCUCUGAGUGAGGCUAACCGAUCACACAGUCAGCCGUUAGAAACUGCCAUGUAAAUGUAAUGAGUUUUAAUAGUUUUUGGGACAGAUGUUCUGUGGUUACACUGUUUUAGGGAAGAAGAAAGCUUAUGAAGAAAAAUUAAGGGUAAGCUCUGUGUUUUUCAGUCUCUUUAAACGUAAAAGAAAAAUAGUCAAUUCAUUACACGACAUUUUUUUUUUAAAUCUUUGAAUGACAAUGGUGCAUAUUCGGGCGCACACAAACUUAACUUAUUAGUUUGACAGUGCCGUCUUUCACUUACAAUACGUGCAAGAAUGAGAUGCAGCUAGUUCCUGUCAAAUUAACUUAAAUUAAGUUGGUGGUUUCCCGAAUCGACACCAUUACGUUAUUAUGACAAACGAUUAAUAUUAACGCUUCGUUUAUGAAAAACAGAAUCCUAGGAAUUUUGGUGUAGGUAAGAAAAAAUGCAAUAUUAGGUAAUAAUUGAAAACAAAUCGCGCUGGUUUGCGAAGCGAUCAAGUUGACAUAAUGUAGUACCGCGCGUCCUAAUAUAAUAAAUGUUAAAAAACAAAUCAUAAACUCAAUAUACUUUCUUUCUUUUUUUUAGUAGUCAGGAAUCCAAAAACAUAAAAUUAGUUCCUCGUGAAGUUAUGAGUUGUCGGAGUGGUUGGUUGGUUGAGUCGUAAGGAUAGAAUAGCAAAGAAAAGACUGAACAUCUUUGGUAACAACUGUAUCCAUUUCUUGCAUUUAAUACUCUAGUAGGGUUGAAUGUAUCAUUCUGUGCGUUCCGUUUGUCGAAUGUAAAAUACCUAUUUCUAUUUUCAAACUAUUUUUAGGAGUCAGUGAUUAAAGUAGUGGUCAAUAUCAUUACCGUGAACGCAAAAAUAUAAUUCCUUAUUUAUCCUAUACUAUUGACUUCCGGUGUUCGGAGAACUACCCACAAGCGUAUGUGACAGAUGGUACCGCCGCCAUUUUGUGUGCGCUAACGCAACCGUGGCUGGUUGAGCGGGUAGCCGUGGUACGCGUGGUGACCAUGUGUCAUGCUGAAUAGAGGACUGAAGACGCCUUAUAAUCUCCAAAGGAUCGUUGAGCCUUAUGUUCUGAAUAAUCCCGAAGCUUCAUUGAUGACAUAUUGUUUUUUUCUUUUUCUACAGUGUCUUUACGUCAUGUGAUCCUCUCUAUUAACAACAUUUACAACCCCUUGUGGGCUGAACACGCCAAAUUGAAGCAAUUCAUCCCACAAAGGAAUAUUGCUACUUAUUUGACAUUACGUACUUACAUGCUGAAAUAUCAAAUUGUAAUAUUGCUUUUUUUAGAUGAAUUGCUUAUAUGUGGCAUUUUAACCCCCCUCACUUAAGCUUCAAAGUCACUUCUAAACAUGUCCGUUUCUUGUUUAAGUUUUAUCGAUACAGAUUACCACAAAAGCACGAUCUCAUUUGAAAUAAAUAGAUAGGUAAUUUUACUCUAUCCGUUCGUUCGUCGUCAUUUUAAGUGAUAUUGAAAACGUGAUGCCUUAUACUUGAUGCCUUCAGAGAAAUCGUUUUUAGAUAUAUAUGCUCUCUGCAACAAAUAUAACUAUAUCAAUGGAAACUAGCUCAAGGGAGUGUUUCCCGUUCGACCGAUCCGGUGAUGCUGUCUAACACCCGUUGUUUAAAAGGGAAAAUAGAUAAAUCCCACUGGGCCGAUUGUCCUAUCGACCCAUCGGAUGAACGGGAAACUCUCGCUGAAGGCUCAAACUGGAUGACAGCGGCAGCGGUGCGGCGGCGAUAGCGGCGCGGGGAGCAGCGCGGCGGCCGCCGUUCUCGAUGUCAGCGGCCAGAUCGCGCGGUGUUGCGGCGGUAUAGUUGUGUCUCAAAUAAACGCGAUGUCGAAACGGCGGCAACGCAUUUUCGAUUGGAGUUCUUUUGUUUCGUACGAUUUAUUAUGGGCAAAAGAAGUUCUGAAUCCCUAUAAUGAACAAAGGAAACAAAAAGUCGAGUUUCAAACGCAGAGACACCGCUCGUACCCCGCUCCCGUCGCCGCUGCCAUCGAGAACACUUCAAUAUAAAUCUUAGUAUUUGAACGCGCCGCUCCCCGCACCGCCGCCGCCGCCGCGCCGUUGCCGCUGUCAUCCAGUUUGAGGUCGGAACCAUAGAGCAAUAAGAAGGGAGAGUCGUCCUACAGUCGCCUUAUGGUGAAAAUCAUGUAAGCACACAUGGAUGUGAUUUUUCUUAAGGCUACAGUCUCCGCAAAAUUUUGGUGAUUAUUAUUUUCCUUUUUAAGCAUCGUUAACACAUUUCUUUGAUUACCGUUUACUGUUCAUGAAAAUAAAUGAUAUAAGUAUUAGACGCGUAUUUUUAGCUUGUUAAUAUUCAAAUUCUGAAUUCUGCAUUCGGAGACUGGGCUCAUAACAAAACCUUACAAUAGACAAGCUUGUUGCAAUCCAGGUAAACAUUUGUUAAACAUUUUUAUAAGGAUUGAAAUUAAUUGAAAGAAAUCGAUAUUUUAUUGAAAACAAUCAUAUCAGAAUGUAUUUUUUCAUAAAGACGUUAUGUACGUACAUAAUUUUCCUUAUUGCGCGACUCAUCAUUCUUAUUGUGUGGUCAAAAUACUUC
Pectinophora gossypiella (pink bollworm) is the source of this 11837-nucleotide messenger RNA. It is a transcript of the gene bark, whose product is annotated as protein bark beetle. Gene Ontology annotation, cellular component: membrane. Lineage: Eukaryota; Metazoa; Arthropoda; Insecta; Lepidoptera; Gelechiidae. The transcript is spliced from 14 exons. The record is from RefSeq and is a predicted model, not a curated record. The coding region runs from base 234 to 9302 and encodes 3022 amino acids.